AUGGCAUCAAAUUUUUAUUGGAAAGCUGGCAGCGUCCUAGGUCUUACUGCACUGGCUUUGGGUGCCUUUGGUGCACAUGGUCUCGCCAAGCAUGUAAACAAUGACCAGACAAAGAUUAGAAACUGGACUAUGGCGGCUGAAUUUCAGUUAAUGCACGGCGUUGCUUUAUUGGCCUUGUCUUCUAUUCCCUCCACUGUAAGACGAAUUCAUCCUGCCGCCUCGCCCUUGAUUUUGGGUGGCACGAUCAUGUUCAGUGGUACAAUUUACCUGUUGACCUUGAAGCGUGAACAGUUCCGAGCUCUUGGCCCUGUGACACCUUUGGGUGGAUUGGCCAUGAUGGCUGGCUGGGCUACCCUUCUCUUGUAA
This is a messenger RNA of Radiomyces spectabilis, 366 nucleotides long. RefSeq lists its product as uncharacterized. The record is from RefSeq and is a predicted model, not a curated record. Lineage: Eukaryota; Fungi; Mucoromycota; Mucoromycetes; Mucorales; Radiomycetaceae. The transcript is spliced from 3 exons. The coding region runs from base 1 to 366 and encodes 121 amino acids.